UUCACUAAGCAGAAGUCUGAGCGGAGAAGAACGAAAUACCUCGGAGGUUUAACCCAAACACAACUACAAAUGGGCACCGUCGCCUAGCGUUUACCCAACCAAUACUUGCAUUUGGUGCUUUACCAUCAUCAGCACUUUCCACACUUAAAAGAUCUUCCAUCUUACCACACUGUUGACUCUUAGAGGACUGGAAAAAUGGCAGCAAUUCCAUCCACCGGUUCCCUCAUCGCCACUCAUGAUUACUACCGAAGGCGCAUUGGAUCUACUUCCAGCAAUAGUUCCUGUGGCAGUUCGGAGUACACUGGGGAGGUCAUUCCACACCCACCAGGUCUGGCACGGCAGGACUCUGGCCACUGGUGGUCCAGUUUCUUCUUUGGGAAGCAGAACCCAGCAGGAUUUGAAUCCCAGCAGAAGGCUGGUACCUACACAGUGACAAAUGGUCAGGUGACAUGUGUUGCCAAGGAGAUUGUGUUGAAGAGACAACUGAGUGAGAGAAAUGACUCCACGAAGGAGCCUGGAUCUCCCCUCCCCUCAUAAGCCACCCCCAAUCCGAUGCCACCCCCUUCUCCCCAUCCGGGAGUCACCGUGGGCAGAUGCAGGCGACGGAGGCUCCAUUUUUCUUUUUAGUAAAAAUUGGCUGUGUUUUUGUCAUUGUUUGUUUUUUUUUUUUUUUUGUUUGUUUUUUUUUUUACCAAAUCAAAGCUGUGUGUGUGUGUGUGUGUGUGUGUGUGUGUGUGUGUGUGUGUGUGUGUGUGUGUGUGUGUGUGUGUGUGUGUGUGUGUGUGUGUGUGUGUGUGUGUGUGUGUGUGUGUGUGUGUGUGUGUGUGUGUGUGUGUGUGUGUGUGUGUGUGUGUGUGUACAACUGGGGGGAGCGGUAGUGUAGCGGUUAGCGCGCUGCGCUACGAACCUGUUGACCUGAGUUUGAUUCCCGCUCAUGGCCAACACCAAUGACGAUUAUCUGAACCGGUCCCAGGCCUCCCCUAGGUCGACUCAGCCUAAAAUGAGUACCUCUCAUUUUAGGUGUGGUGUGUAAACAUCGCCACUGGGGAGACAAAGGCGGUUGGGCGUGGUGCUGGCCACCCACACCCUUGUGUACUGUUCCGGCCUUCAUAGGUGCUUGCUAACAGCACUUGCCCCUACAGUCUGUUAAGGCUAAAUGGGGGAUCUUUGUCUUUGUUGUUUUUGAACAACUGUAAUAUUUUGUGCACUUUGUGAUUGCAAUAUUUGCUAUUAAUAAAUGACUGACUGCAACCA
Molecule: messenger RNA, 1254 nt
Organism: Xyrauchen texanus (razorback sucker)
Lineage: Eukaryota; Metazoa; Chordata; Actinopteri; Cypriniformes; Catostomidae
Product: pancreatic progenitor cell differentiation and proliferation factor A-like
Exons: 5
Coding region: 196-537 (113 amino acids)
Biological process (GO): multicellular organism development; cell differentiation
Source: RefSeq, a predicted model, not a curated record